Messenger RNA from Eucalyptus grandis, 2004 nucleotides. Its product is annotated as abscisic acid 8'-hydroxylase 2. NCBI's taxonomy places the organism in Eukaryota, Viridiplantae, Streptophyta, Magnoliopsida, Myrtales, Myrtaceae. The record is from RefSeq and is a predicted model, not a curated record. Gene Ontology annotation, biological process: sterol metabolic process. Gene Ontology annotation, molecular function: heme binding; oxidoreductase activity, acting on paired donors, with incorporation or reduction of molecular oxygen; monooxygenase activity.
UGUCACUGCGCUCGUGACGCCUGUCCCUAAGACUCCUCCAACUCUAUAUAAAUCCAACCCCCACCCCCCACCUCUCUCCACAUAUUAAUUACUCCAUACUCUCUGUGUCUCUGAUCAAAUCUGCUCAAGUGAACGUUCGCCACCUAUUGCAGACGCUCUCUCUCUCUCUCAAGAGUCAAGACCAUGCAGCUUCUCUCACCACCUUCCUUCUUCUAUUCUCCUUCUUCAUCUUCUUCGUCGUCGUCGUCGUCGUCGUCCAUGACCUUAUCAUUCCCUGCCUCGUCGCCUUCUCUCCUCCUUGUUCCUUUUCUACUAUCUUAUCUUCUCCUCCUCGUGCUACUCCAAUGGCUUCGCCGGAAGGGCAACAGCAAGCGCCGCCUCCUCCUCCCGCCCGGCUCCAUGGGCUGGCCUUACGUUGGCGAGACCCUCAAGCUUUACACCCAGAACCCCAGCUUCUUCUCCAUCCGCCAGAAACGGUACGGGGAUGUAUUCAAGACGCACAUACUGGGGUGUCCGUGCGUGAUGGUGACGAGCCCGGAGGCGGCGAGGGUGGUGCUGGUGAGCCAGGCGCACCUGUUCAAGCCGACGUAUCCGGCGAGCAAAGAGCGAAUGAUCGGACCGGACGCUAUCUUCUUCCACCAAGGGGCGUAUCACUCCCGGCUCAAGAAGCUCAUUCAGGCCUCGUUCCUUCCGUCUUCCAUUAAAGGGUCUGUCUCCGAGAUCGAGCGCACCGUCCUCGCGCUCUUGCCUGCUUGGAGAGAUCGCUCCGUCAUCAACACGUUGCACGAAAUGAAGAUGUUUGCUUUCGAUGUGGCAAUGAUUUCGGUCUUCGGAGGCGAAGUGGACCUCGAAUUGAAGAGCAUCAAACACCUGUAUCAACGCCUUACGGAGGGUUACAAUUCCAUGCCUUUGGAUCUUCCCGGAACUCCCUUUCAUAAAGCCAUGAAGGCAAGAAGUCUCUUGAACGAGACACUGAGGGGGCUGAUAGAGAGGAGAAGAAGAGAGAGCGACAAGGGCGAGAAUGGAGGCUUGUUGGAGGUCUUGCUGAGGGCCAAAGACCCCAAAAUGGACCAGCUCACCGAUUCGCAGAUAGCCGACAACGUGAUUGGUGUCAUCUUCGCGGCUCACGACACUACCGCGAGUGUGUUGACGUGGGUACUCAAGUACUUGCACGAUAACAGCCAUGUGCUCGAAGCUGUGACGAGGGAGCAAGAGGGAAUUCGACGCAAAUUGGUGGAGUCGAACCGCAGACUUACUUGGGACGACACUAGGCGGAUGCCAUUGACAAGCCGGGUGAUUCAAGAGACGUUAAGGACGGCAAGUAUACUGUCCUUCACAUUUAGAGAAGCGGUGGAGGAUGUGGAGCUCGAAGGAUAUGUGAUCCCAAAAGGUUGGAAGGUCCUCCCUCUAUUCCGAAGCAUCCAUCAUUGCGAAGAUUUCUUCCCUCAGCCUGACAAGUUUGACCCUUCGAGAUUUGAGGUGCCACUGAGGCCAAACACGUACAUGCCGUUCGGGAACGGGGUGCACUCUUGUCCCGGUAGUGAGUUGGCCAAGCUAGAAAUGCUCGUCCUCCUUCACCACCUUACCAUCUCCUACAGGUGGGAGCUCUUGGGAGAGGAUGAUGGUAUUCAGUAUGGGCCUUUUCCCGUGCCCAAAGGAGGCCUACCCAUCAGAGUCCGACCAUGGAACGAGUGGAGGAGGGACCGGAACAUCUGAUGAAAUGCAUAUGUUCAAAGGGUGUUAUAAGACAUGAUUCUAUCUUUAUCCGAACCAGAACCUAUGUCAACCCACCCCCCCUCAAAUAGCUUUAUUUUUGUAUCUUUUCGGGUUUAUUGUAAAAUUGGCAAGUUGCAAAGUUUAGGAUGAUUGCUCUCCCUUCUCUCUUUUCUUCGAUUCAUGUAAAGAACGAAGUUUGUGAGGACAAGAUGGGGACGACGACGAAUGUUGUUGAACAUCCAAAUGCUCAAUGGUUGAAUGAAAAGGAUGCUGCUCAUCUUUGUAAUC